AUGUGUAUUUACGAGUACUACGAAAAUCCAAGAGCUGACAUGGCACUACGAAGGUUGAACCUCGAAAGUCACUACAAGUUGUCCACUAGUCACCACAAGUUGUCCACUAGUCACUACAACUUGUCCACUAGUCACCACAAGUUGUCCACUAGUCACUACAAGUUGUCCCCUAGUCACUACAUGUUGCCCACUAGUCCCUACAAGUUGUCCACUAGUCACUACAUGUUGGCCACUAGUCCCUACAAGUUUUCCACUAGUCACUACAAGUUGUCCACCUCAGUCACUACAAGUUGUCCACCUCAGUCACUUCAAGUUGACCACCUCAUUCACUACAAGUUGUCCACUAGUCACUACAAGUUGUCCACUAGUCACUACAACUUGUCCACUAGUCACCACAAGUUGUCCACUAGUCACUACAAGUUGUCCCCUAGUCACUACAUGUUGCCCACUAGUCCCUACAAGUUGUCCACUAGUCACUACAUGUUGGCCACUAGUCCCUACAAGUUUUCCACUAGUCACUACAAGUUGUCCCCUAGUUACUACAUGUUGCCCACUAGUCCCUACAAGUUGUCCACUAGUCACUACAAUUUGUCCACCUCAGUCACUACAAGUUGUCCACCUCAGUCACUUCAAGUUGACCACCUCAGUCACUACAAGUUGUCCCCUAGUCACUACAUGUUGCCCACUAGUCCCUACAAGUUGUCCACUAGUCACUACAUGUUGCCCACUAGUCCCUACAAGUUGUCCACUAGUCACUACAAGUUGACCACCUCAGUCACUACAAGUUGUCCACCUCAGUCACUUCAAGUUGACCACCUCAGUCACUUCAAGUUGACCACCUCAGUCACUACAAGUUGUCCACUAGUCACUACAAGUUGUCCCCCUCAGACACUACAAGUUGUCCACCUCAGUCACUACAAGUUGCCCACCUCAGUCACUAGAAGUUGUCCACUAGUCACUACAAGCUGUCCACUAGUCACUACAAGUUGUCCACCUCAGUCACUACAAGUUGUCCACUAG
Molecule: messenger RNA, 1020 nt
Organism: Macrosteles quadrilineatus (aster leafhopper)
Lineage: Eukaryota; Metazoa; Arthropoda; Insecta; Hemiptera; Cicadellidae
Exons: 2
Coding region: 1-1020 (339 amino acids)
Source: RefSeq, a predicted model, not a curated record